Messenger RNA from Sorex araneus (European shrew), 1011 nucleotides. RefSeq names its product translocase of outer mitochondrial membrane 22 (gene TOMM22). The coding region runs from base 45 to 473 and encodes 142 amino acids. Lineage: Eukaryota; Metazoa; Chordata; Mammalia; Eulipotyphla; Soricidae. The record is from RefSeq and is a predicted model, not a curated record. The transcript is spliced from 4 exons. Gene Ontology annotation, cellular component: mitochondrial outer membrane. Gene Ontology annotation, biological process: intracellular protein transport.
CCUUCCGCUUCCGGUGCUUUCCCUUUCCCUCCUCCCCACCAGCCAUGGCCUCCGCCGCUGCCGCCGCCGGCCCCGGGGCGCCCGUCUCCCCAGACGAGCUGGUUCCGAAGGGCGAUGCCGACAAAACCGAGGAGGAGCUGGAGGAGGACGAUGACGACGAGCUCGACGAGACCCUGUCGGAGCGGCUGUGGGGGCUGACGGAGAUGUUCCCGGAGCGCGUCCGCUCCGCCGCGGGAGCCACGUUUGACCUCUCCGUCUUUGUGGCUCAGAAGAUGUACAGGUUUUCCCGCGCUGCCCUGUGGAUCGGGACCACCUCCUUCAUGAUCCUGGUCCUCCCGGUGGUCUUCGAGACGGAGAAGCUGCAGAUGGAGCAGCAGCAGCAGCUGCAGCAGCGGCAGAUACUUCUAGGGCCCAACACCGGGCUGUCAGGAGGAAUGCCAGGGGCUCUGCCUCCGCUCCCUGGAAAGAUCUAAAUCGUCGCCGCGCUGUUGGACCUGUCUUAGCGGGAGAAGUCUGCAGAGUCAAUAGUGAUUGAACUGCUGUCUUAUCUGGAAUGUUUUUAAACGUUGGCGCAUCGGUCUGUCUGACCCCGGUGGGGAGAUGGCGCCCCCCACGCUGUCUCGGACAGGCUUCCCAGGGCCGGUGGCGCCCUCCCCCCCGGCCUCCCUUCUUAGAGCAGAGCCCCGCAGUGCAGAUGGUUAUCCCUGCUCAGCACCUGCCCUGGCACCGCCGCUGCCGCCAGGACCCUCACCUCACCAUCCCGUGGUGUGGAGGCCCCCCCCCCACCCAAUUCACUACUGUUUUGUUCUGAAGCGUGGCGUGGGGGGGUAGGAAUGAACAAUACUGGGGUGUUGUGGGCGGUGAGAGCGGCGCUGAGGCAGCCCCGCCCGCUCUGUCUGAGGGGAGCAGCAGGGGCUGGCUCUGCACACCUACGUCUGUGUGUGUGUGAAGAAAAAAAAAAAUCAGUGCUCAUUUUUUGUAUUUAAAGAUUAAAAAAUGAUUCCACCUGAA